Molecule: messenger RNA, 1635 nt
Organism: Liolophura sinensis
Lineage: Eukaryota; Metazoa; Mollusca; Polyplacophora; Chitonida; Chitonidae
Product: major facilitator superfamily domain-containing protein 6-like
Exons: 6
Coding region: 1-1635 (544 amino acids)
Biological process (GO): nucleoside transport
Cellular component (GO): membrane
Molecular function (GO): nucleoside transmembrane transporter activity
Source: RefSeq, a predicted model, not a curated record
AUGGUUGUUCAAUCUUCAGAUCGACCGGAUAGUUACAAACAGGGUACAUGCGCACUGGAGAAAUCUCCUUCAGAGUCACUGCCGAAUUUGGCACCGUACAAAGCCAGUUUCUUCUUCGUCAUUUCCUCGCAUGGUGUGAUUUCAUCUUUCCUUCCGCUCUACUUCAAGCAAAUCGGUCUAAGUCCAGGUCAGAUUGGUACAGUUAUGUUCUUCCGUCCCAUGGGCGGAUUUUUUGGUGGACUUCUAGUCCCACACAUUUCGAAGACGUUUUCUAGUGAGCGAAAGGUGGCGAUGGCCUUCUCCUGUCUCCUUAUUUUAUCCACGUUUGCAAUAUAUUUUCCCGAUUCUCCAGCUCUUGCCUCAGACUGCCCUCUGACGAGAAAAAACACAUCGGCAGAAGAAAUCAGUGUAAAUAGUACCUUGCAAGGUGACGAAAAACUAGUUGACAGGGUGUGGAUGUACGAAAUGAACGCACGCUGGCUUCCAAUCUUUUUGUACGGUUUACUCCUGUUUUGUGCCGAAUUUUUCCAUAUUGGUAUGGAUGCCAUUCAGCACGGAGUGACAAUGAAGGUGCUGAGAAAGGAAAAUUCCAAACUGUAUGGCACUGUUCGUGCGUGGGGAGCUCUCGGGUAUGCAGCUGCGGCUAUAAGCACCGGUCUUCUCAUUUAUUUGACGGUAUCAAAAGAACAGGUUUGCUCCAAAAUGCUCUACUCCGCAGACUACCACUUCCUAUUUUAUUCCUUUACAUGUUUUGCGUUCAUGAAUCUCCUCAAUGUCAACAACCUUUUCCAGGGAACAUUCAAGGAAGAUGACGACAGUUUGUGUAACAAAAUGAUGUCACACUCGGACUUCCGGUCCGCCAUGUGCUCCUUCCACAUCAUAUCCUGGCUGUUAGUGCUGCUCGGCCGCAGUGUGUUUUAUGCCGUUACACAGGGCUUCCUCAACUGGCAUUUAGAAAACAUAGGUGCCUCUCCUGCCUUGAUUGGAAUCGCGAACUGUACAACAACAACAACAGAGUUCUUAAUGUUUUUCGCAACACCUAAGCUGAUCGAGAUGUUUGGGCAAACCAAGCUAGUGGCUGUUGGAAUUCUCUCUUACGCCUGUCGAUUUCUCAUCUUCUCUCUCAUCUCCAACCCUUUCUACAUAUUACCUGUGGAAGUUCUCGAAGGAGCCUCUCCAGGCCUGAUCGGUAUGGCGAACGGUACUACAACGAUCACUGAAUUUUUCAUGUUUUUCGCCACACCCAGACUCAUCGACACUUUCGGACAUACGAAGCUAGUGGCUGUCGGAGUUCUCUCCUAUGCCGGUCGAUUUAUUGUAUUUUCCAUUAUAUCAAACCCUCUCUACAUAUUUCCUGUGGAAAUUCUAGAAGGUGUGAUGUUUGCGUGCAUCUGGAGCUCAAUGGUGUCGUACCUUAGUAACCAGGUACCUGAGGAAGGCCAGACCCAAGUACAGGGGCUCAUUCAAUCUCUCUGUAUGCUAGGCACCAGCAUAGGCUUCCCUCUCAGCGGACUUUUGACCCAACUCUUUGGAACGCCUAGUAUGUUUCAGGUUUUUGCGGUGUUAGCGCUGAUGACAUUCGUAAUUUUUGUUUUGGCUCAGUUACGACCCAUGAAUAUGUUCGCCGAAGCUUAG